CCAAUUAUGUAGAAUACCCCUAAUUUUUCUCUGCAACGGACGCUUGUUUUCAAGAAGUUAUUUACAAUUUUGUAGUCGGAGAUGUAUCGCACGGAUAAACAGUUUAUGAAAAAUCCGGCGACGGCCGCUCAGCGCAUAUACAUCGGCAAUUUGCCUAAAACCGUCGUCGCGGAGGAUUUGGAGGUUAAAUUCAAAAGACACGGCAAAAUUCUCGGCCUCGUUGUAAAUGGGGGAUUCGCGUUUAUCCAGUACGAAGCCGAUUACGAGGCGCACGCCGCGAUCAAAGCAGAAAACGGCGUCAUGAUGCAGGGCCGCAAGAUAGUCGUCAAACAAGCUUUUGCGCCAAACCAAAAAACUCCCCCUCAAUACAAAUUUGGGCCCCAACAACCACAACAACUACAGGCUAAAAUGGAGCCUUCUGGGGUGUUCGACAAACCGCCGCCUCCUGUACAGCAACCGAAACCUGCCGCGCUCGAGAAAGACCCAGACCCGGUAGAUCCCAAACCAAAGUUCCAGCCGCCAAAGCGGGAAGCAGAGCCGCAGGACGAAGAAAUGGACGUCGCGCCUACCAUCAGGCCUCCGCCGCCGCAAAAGUUCGACGACGACGACAGGGGACAUAAAAGAGGCGGAAGGGGCAAUCGGGGACGGGGCCGAAAUAGAUCAAGAGACGCUUUCGAUCAUCCAAAGGAACAUCCGUUUCCGGACCGGCCGGGAUUCGGCCCCGGUUUCGGCGGUCGCGGCGAUUACGUCGACAAAUAUGGACCGCCCCACUCCUUGGACGUCGCGCCGCCUCCGGAGAGAAACGACUGCGAGAUUAUCGUCGUGUCCAGGGCUUUGACGGAAUACGCGGAAUUUAUAGAGUCGAAGCUCAAACAGCUUGGGCUGAUCGUGGACUUGCUGUUUCCUAACGAGGACGUGCCUAUAGGGCGAGUGUUGGCCAAUAUCUCCAGCCGGGGUUGCCUCUAUGCCAUGCUCGUCAUGCCCCAGAAUGAGGAGCACCGCAGUUUGACUUUAAACAUCCUCCAUGGCAUACCUCAAGAACACCGAAACAUGCCCGUAGAGGACGCGCUGCUGCUCGUGUCUCGUAAUUUCGAGGCUUACAUGAGGGGCGACACACUGCAGCCCGAAGAUCCGAACAAAAUGAGCAUAACGGACCGUCAUCCGGUCCCGAUCCAGAUGAUGUUCAACCUGCUGGCGGAGAACCGCAUGCUGACGACUGCUCAGUACGACCGUUUGCUCAAGUAUCUGCAGGAGCGUCGCGACCUGCAGCACGAGCACGAGGUGGCGGAGGGUGUGGUGCAAGAGUCGGACGACUCGAAUUCCAAACAGGCGGAGCUGCAGAACCGCAUCCUGAAUAUCCUGAACAAGUCGAGCGAGCCGAUCAUCCCGACGUCGAUAACUGCACCCGAACCGGAGGGCGUGUCUGCCCCCACCCCUUUGCUGAAGGACCCGAGCGUCCAGAAGGCGCUGGACAGUUUGUUAACGGGCGACAUGUUCAAGAGCAUCGCGGGUGCGAUUUAAGAUAAGGUGGGGGAGAUUUUAACAUUGGGGGGGGGGGGGGUAGAAGUAUUGUAGUCGAUAAGUGAUGUUUUAAUUACAAAAGAAAACAUCGAUAUAUUUUGGAGUUUCGUUCAAAGACCUUUGAUUCUUGAUCCUCAAAGGGAAAAAUUUUAUACAGGGCGUUAUUGAAAUGAAGUAUAAUUUAAUAAUAAUAAUAAUAUAAUAUAUACGCUAUAAAUCAAAUUUUGAUUUUAUUAAUUUUAUGUAAGUAGAUAGCCCUAAUUCCCUCAUUUAACUGGUAAUAUUAUUCCAUAUCUUUAUUGCCACAUAAGUAAAAGAUCUCUGAAAUGCUGACUCUCUACGAGGAAUAAGGUAAGUUAGGUUAUUUCUUGUUCUUUGGGAAUAUGGUAGAAGUUGGAACAUCUCAUUAAGAUAAGCUGGUUUACCUGAGUUCAUAAACAAAUCUGUACAUAUGCAGUUUUCAUCCUUUACCCAUGUUUAAAAUAUUAAAUUUAUUCAGAAAAGGAGAUAUAUGAGGUAAGCUAUUUUAUAGGCAAAACGAGUUUUGCUAUUUUUGUAUUCACUUUUUAGUUUGCCAAAACAGACAGUCUCGAUAUAGGCGUAAUCAAAUAAUGAAAGAAAAUAUUUUUGUUUUGAAUUUAAAAAUUGCUUUAAUCUGUAAAUGUUCUUAAGGGGUGACUUUAAUUUUUUUUUAAUGUGAAAAUCAAAUUUUAGAGAAUUGUCAAAAGUCACACCUAAUUUUUUUGCUGGGUUUACAACUGGAAUAAAAUUAUUUUCAAUGUCAACGUAGAUUUUUCGUUCAAUGUCCUUGUUUUUAUUGAUGAUAAUUUGGAAUUUUUGAGGGUUAAGUUUUAGGUUGUGAUUUGUUGCAAAUAAGUUCAAGUUGUUAAGAUCUGCGUUAUCUAACAAGUAAUUCAUAUCAAGAUAUCCAUUAAGAAUAAUAUGUAUUUGGGACUAAACAAAGAAUUCCUUCCAAAGAAUCUAAGAAAAUUGAAGCCUACUUGAUGGUGGUCGAUAGAUAAGAAAACUAAAAAAAGAAAAGAUUCUUUUUUUAGUUGUAAAGAUACUGCAGAGGAUUCAAGAUAAUGGAUUUUGAAGUUGUCUUUUUCAUAUUGAAUAUAUUUUUUAAAAUAAAACCCGAUCCCCUCUGCCCGAUCUGCUCUAUCCUUAAAAAAUUAUAUCCAGGAAUAUCGAAACAGUUGCUCGAAAUGUUUUCAUUUCAUCACGUUUCAUUUAAGCAAUAUAUGUCAAAUUUAUUAUAAAAAAUUAGUUUGAAACUUCGUAAAAUCCUGUAUUUAGUGAUCCAACAUUUAAAAGACCCACAGAAAAAUAUUCCUUAUUAUUAAACUCAUUGUUGUUAAUAAAGUUUAGAUUGUCUUCCACACGCCGAUUAAAAUGA
Molecule: messenger RNA, 2920 nt
Organism: Cylas formicarius (sweet potato weevil)
Lineage: Eukaryota; Metazoa; Arthropoda; Insecta; Coleoptera; Brentidae
Gene: Neos
Product: nuclear receptor coactivator 5
Exons: 3
Coding region: 82-1521 (479 amino acids)
Molecular function (GO): RNA binding
Source: RefSeq, a predicted model, not a curated record